Messenger RNA from Urocitellus parryii (Arctic ground squirrel), 2392 nucleotides. It is a transcript of the gene Pheta2, whose product is annotated as PH domain containing endocytic trafficking adaptor 2. Gene Ontology annotation, biological process: retrograde transport, endosome to Golgi; endosome organization; receptor recycling. NCBI's taxonomy places the organism in Eukaryota, Metazoa, Chordata, Mammalia, Rodentia, Sciuridae. Gene Ontology annotation, cellular component: early endosome; recycling endosome; trans-Golgi network. The record is from RefSeq and is a predicted model, not a curated record.
GGCAGGUGCCCACCCUCGGGGACCUCAGUUUCCCGCCGUUCUGGAUCCCGAGGCGACUCGGCGGAUCCCCGAGCGUUUUGGGCAGGGAGGGGCGAGGGCGGUAACCCGAGCCGCCCGGGCGGGGUCCCCGGCUCCCGCGGCCACGUUCGCAGCCCGGCGGAGGCGCGGGACCGGCGCCCGAGCGCCCGGGACGCGGCCGCAGCCCCCCGAGCGGGCCGCGCGCUCAGCGCGGGAGGCCCCCUGGGAACCAGGUGGCUGAGCUGUGUGGCCAGAGAGGAGGGACUGCCCUCUCCUUGUGAGUUAUUUUGUUUUUGUGGGAGCCAUGAAGCUUAACAAGAGGAGUGUGACCCACUACGCACUGAGUGACUCCCCCGCAGACCACACAGGCUUCUUGCGCACUUGGGGGGGUCCAGGGACCCCACCCACCCCCAGUGGCACRGGCCGAAGAUGCUGGUUUGUCCUUAAGGGCAAUCUGCUAUUCUCCUUUGAGAGCCGCGAGGGCCGGGUCCCGCUGAGCCUGGUUGUGCUGGAGGGCUGCACCGUGGAACUGGCCGAGGCUCCGGUGCCUGAGGAGUUCGCCUUUGCCAUCCGCUUUGACGCCCCAGGAGUGCGCCCACACCUGCUGGCAGCAGAUGGGCAAGCAGCCCAAGAGGCCUGGGUAAAGGCGCUGUCCCGGGCCAGCUUUGGCUACAUGCGCCUGGUGGUCCGUGAGCUGGAAGGCCAGUUGCAGGAAGCCCGCCAGAGCCUGGCCUUGCACCGCUGUGCCACCCGGAAGGUGGCUGGCAGCCGCUGUAAGCCACAGGCUCCCAACCACUCGUCUCCAAGUCCAGAGAAUGGACACUUUCUCCCCAGCGACUGCAGCCCCAUGGGUUCCAGUGAAGAAGGGGGCAGCAGGCCAGCAGGGCGGGAUUUGGCUGAGUGGGAGUUGCAGGGCCCUGCCAGCUUCCUCCUAGGCAAGGGGCAGAGCCCUGUGUCCCCUGAGACCUCCUGCUUCUCUACCCUCCACGACUGGUAUGGUCAGGAGAUUGUGGAACUGAGGCGGGGGUGGCAGCAAAGGGUCCUGGGGAGCCAGCCAGAAUGCAAGCCAUAGGAUAGGCCCGUAGCCUGGGCCUUUAGUCCUGGCCCUGUCCUGCUGGUCAGGACACUGCAGCCAGUGCUUUUCAAGGAGUUAAAUGUUUACUCACUUCCAAGGUUGCUUUUGGGGGGAGGGGAGUUCCUUCCCUCCUGAUUUUUUUAGGCCUUCCAGGUUCUACAUUCUCCCUGUGCCUACAGGGGACUGAGGAAUUAUGGCUUCCAACCUUUUAAAAAAGGUUGGAAAAAAGUAUCCUUACUUUUUGAAACCCAGAAAAGAAAGGUGGUUUACGGAUCGCCCCAGAGCAAACCUGUCUCCUGACUCUGACAGGACUGCCCCUCUCUCAGGGGAUAUUAAUGAAAUGCAGGAAGAGGGGCUGCCCUACCUUUCACCUACACACCAGACUCUAGCCAUAAUUUCCAACACAGGAGUCUCGUGUGCACUUAAAUGCCAGAGGCUGCCUGCAGUAUUAGCUUAGGGGCUAACAUUGUCAGUGAAAAUCAAUUUAUUGUGUUAUAGGGAUUUCUGGGCCCAGCUUUUCUUGAGAGGGAUAGGAAGACUGGGACCCCUUUCCCCCCAUAGUUUGGAUAGGGUCCUUUGUAGGAAACAGCCUUUAGCUAAAUAGAGUGACUUCUUACUCCUCCUCUACCAAACCACCACAGAUAAUGCUGAACUUUGCCUUGGGAGGGGCUUUUAUGUCAGCAAAAACCUUUCCUGUGUUCCGUCCUCAGCAGCCAGCUAGCUCUUGGUACUGCCAAGCAGGAAGUAAAGAAGAGGCAGGGAGGCAGGGUGGCCCCUGGGGAAGGCCAGUUUGUUUCUUUGGUCCUCAGUCCUGGGUAUUCUAGAAGCUUAGGAUUCUCAGUACCAUGUGAUAAAUCCCACUCUCCUGGCUGGGCUCCCAUAAAGGUACUCCUCCUCCUAAAGCCACCUGGGAACUCUGUCACAGUUCCCAGGACUUUACCUUCAGGAAUCCUCAUUGCUGCUCUUCCCAGCAGUGGUGCAAAAUGUUUUUCUAUUUGUCUGGAAGGCAAAACUGCUGGGACUACAGAGCCAAAGGCCAGCCCAGCCUGUCACCUUAAAGGUAUAGUGGCAGUGACUGGUGGGAAGAUGCAGGGCCUGGUGACAGACACCCCCUUCCUUGCUUCCCUUUCACUUGGCUGGACUAAGCCCAAGUGGGCCGAAGACAGACUUCAGGAGGCUGAGAUGCGGCCCUAGGCCCAGGACCACUGCUGCCCUGCUUUGUUCCCAGCCCUGUACGGGAGCCCUACGGCCCACCUGCACUUUAUUUUAUACACAGAUACUACAGGCCUUUGUUAUCUU